GAUGACGAGAGCUGUGGAUAAUUGGGCAUUUGGUUUAAUGAUAUACGGACUAUGGCAAAAUGCAAAUCGGUUUUAUGCAGAAAUACUUGGAAAGGAAAACGAUUAUGAUUUACUUGAUGUUCAAUUGGAAAAAAUCAGAUUUGAAAAAUAUGAGACUCAGCUAGAUCAGAUUAUUAAAGUAUUAAAAAUUUAA
Meloidogyne enterolobii is the source of this 193-nucleotide messenger RNA. Lineage: Eukaryota; Metazoa; Nematoda; Chromadorea; Rhabditida; Meloidogynidae. The record is from the annotation of a GenBank genome assembly.